Molecule: messenger RNA, 1860 nt
Organism: Dermochelys coriacea (leatherback sea turtle)
Lineage: Eukaryota; Metazoa; Chordata; Testudines; Dermochelyidae
Product: serpin B4-like
Biological process (GO): negative regulation of endopeptidase activity
Molecular function (GO): serine-type endopeptidase inhibitor activity
Source: RefSeq, a predicted model, not a curated record
CCUAUCCCAUAUUAAUCAAAUAAUUUUCUACCCAUUGUCUGUUGUUGUUACUUAGAUACCAGGGGUCAAAUUAGACUCUCAUUUACACCCGUGUAUAUCUGGAUUCACUCCUCUGAAGUUGCUCUAGCUAUAACUGGGUGCAAAAGAGAGCAUAGUAUGGCCCUUAUCACAUACAAACAGAAAUUGGAGCAUCCAAUAAUCCCUCUCAGGAAGCCUGAUUUUGAACUCAGACUGCUGUAAAUCAUGAGUAACUCCCCUGAAGUCCGAUGGGGAGAUGCAUCAGUGUAUUUCAUUGCUCUAAGAAACUGUGAGGGUAGAAGAUUUUACUCCUUGUAGCAUUCUACAUUAGCCCCAGAAGUGGAAGAAAAAGGAGAGUCUCAAUUUCCUGAGUGGAGGAUUGGAGAGGAGGCUGUUUUCUUAAUGGGAAUUCUUUUUUUAAAAGUCUGUAUCGCAAUGUUCCCAAAACUUAUGCCCAUGCCCAUCCUGAGGCUAGACAUGAGUGUAUAACUAGCAAGAAAGCCACUGAAACCUUCUGAUGCAGUAAGAGGUUGAGAAAAGAGAUUGUUGAACUCUAUUGAUUUGGUUUAUUUUUUUCCUUGGCAGCUUUUCAUUUUCACAAUGAAGUCCAUCAGUGAAGCAACUACAAAAUUUUGCCUUGACUUUUUCAAAGUAUUGAACAAAGAUUUUGCAUCUGAAAAUAUCAUCUAUUCUCCUCUGAGUAACUCAGCUGCCCUGGGCAUGGUCCUUCUUGGGUCCAGAGGUAAUACUGCCACCCAGAUAGAAACAGAUCCUGAUGAUCAGUGUGAUAUACCUGGAGGGAUUCAUUCCCAGUUUCAUGACAUCUUCUCAGCAAUCAACAAACUCACCACUUCUUAUGAGCUGGCUAUUGCCAACAGACUGCAUGGAGAAAAGACAUUCGAUUUUCUUCAGCAAUACCUAUUCUGCAUACAAAAGUUAUACCAGGCAGAAUUGGAACCAGCUGAUUUUCUGAAUGCUACAGAGGAAACCAGAGAACAGAUAAAUCUGUGGGUUGAAAUCUUUACAAACGGUAAAUUCAAGGAUGUCUUUGCCCCGGACAUUCUUUCAGCUCUGACUGUGUUAGUUCUUGUGAAUGCUGUCUACUUCAAAGGGCAAUGGGCAGUGGAAUUUAGAAAAAACACCGAAGAAAAACCUUUUCAAAUAAAUGAGACUACAAGCAAACCUGUGCAGAUGAUGUACAAUAUGGGCAAGUAUAGAAUAGCUACAAUAGAGGAGAAUGAUUGUCAGGUGCUUGAACUCCCGUACAAGGGUGAUGACCUGAGUAUGUAUAUACUGCUGCCAAAAGACUACAAGGGUCUAACACAGCUGGAAAAGGAACUUACCCAUGAGAAAUUAACAACUUGGAUCAGCCCCUGUUAUAUGAAAGAAGAUAAAGUGGAGGUGUCUCUUCCUCAGUUCAAAAUUGAGACAGAAGCUGAACUCAAGCAAUAUUUAAAAGCUUUAGGAAUAACUGAUGUAUUUAGCCAUGAAUCAGAUCUAUCUGGAAUAGCAGAAGCAGAUGUCCUGUCUGUCAGUGAAGCUAUCCAUAAAGCUUAUAUAGAGGUUAAUGAAGAGGGCACUGAGGCAGCAGCUGCAACUGGAAUUAGCAUAGGUACAAUUGUGGCUGAUCACCCUUUCCUCUUCUUUAUUAGACACCAAAAAACCGAAUGCAUUCUCUUCUAUGGUAGAUUCUCUUCCCCUUAAGAAAAAUUCUAAUUAACAUGAAUGAGAUUAUGGACCACAGAACCAUGAUAUGGAAAAUACAAUGGAAAUGUUUAUUUUCUUCAUUUUUCUCUUUUCCUUCCACUGUAUCUAGCCAGUGACUCCAUAGUUAUGGGUGAA